AAGAAGCGAGAGUGGGGAGAGCAGGGGCUGUUGCCGGCGGUGUAGCCAAGGGCGCUGGGCGCGCCCGGCGCUUCGGGCGGUGUUGGUUAUGGCUUCGCCCCUGGCGCCUCGACGGGACCUUGCGGGCCGGGAGAAUAAGGACCGCUGGGAGGCGCGGGGGGACCGCAAGGCCCGGAAGCCCCUGGUGGAGAAGAAGCGGCGCGCGCGGAUCAACGAGAGCCUGCAGGAGCUGCGGCAGCUGCUGGCGGGCACCGAGGUGCAGGCCAAGCUGGAGAACGCCGAGGUGCUGGAGCUGACCGUGCGGCGCGUGCAGGGAGUGCUGCGGGGCAGGGCUCGCGGGCGCGAGCAGCUGCAGGCAGAAGCCAGCGAGCGCUUCGCAGCCGGCUACAUCCAGUGCAUGCAUGAGGUGCACACGUUCGUAUCCACGUGCCAGGCCAUCGACGCCACCGUCGCCGCCCAGCUCCUGAACCACCUGCUUGAGUCCAUGCCACUGCGAGAGGGCAGCAGCUUCCGGGAUUUGCUGGGGGACACUCUGGCCGGGCCCCCGGGAGACCCUAGGCGAAGCAGCUGGCUCACAAGAGGGGCCCUGGUGUCCCCAAUACCCAGCCCCCCUGUCCCCAGCCCCCCAGUUCCCGGGGAUGACCUGUGCUCCGACCUGGAGGAGGCCCCGGAGGCUGAACUGAGCGGAGCAUCUGCAGAGGGCCUGCACUUGGUGCCUGUGGCUUUGGGCAGCCUGACCUCUAGGGGCAUAGUCCAGAGCAUCUGGAGGCCUUGGUGACCAACACCAGCCUGCCAGUCCUGAGCCUGCAAAGGUGGGCCCAGCCUUCCCACCUCUAGUUCCUCCUCCCUGGAGUCCGGAUGUGGUGGGGCAGGGUCCUGAUGUCUCCCACAUCUGUCCUUUUCUAGUGGAUGGCUUGUAGGGAAGUCCUGGAUAACCCUUUCCUUAAGAGAGUAACUUUUAUGGACCCCACCCCCAGCUUAAGUAGAGAGCUGCAGAGCUACCAGGGCUCCCAGGCUUUUGCCUGUCUACCCUUCUUAGGCACUGUGUGGACCUGGGGGCAGGGGUGACCGGAGUGGUGCUGAGCCUCUCCUCAGUGCAGGGCACUAGUGUUGGGGCAGAAGGAGACCUCAGGCCCUGGCAGCCCUGAGCUGAGCAGAAACUUGAACUUGCCACUUCAGCCAAGGCACAGGGGAGGCAGGUGCAGAAUUGCCCUUAGCUGUCAGAGAGAAGCAAGGCUUUCUGUAUGUCUUGCAUUUAGCAGACUUGAGUUUGUAAAUUAGGUUGGUAUUGAACAUUCCAAUUCUACUAAAUAAACGAUUUUGGAGAGUUA
Myotis myotis is the source of this 1331-nucleotide messenger RNA. It is a transcript of the gene HES6, whose product is annotated as hes family bHLH transcription factor 6. Gene Ontology annotation, cellular component: nucleus. Lineage: Eukaryota; Metazoa; Chordata; Mammalia; Chiroptera; Vespertilionidae. Gene Ontology annotation, biological process: regulation of neurogenesis; regulation of transcription by RNA polymerase II; anterior/posterior pattern specification. The record is from RefSeq and is a predicted model, not a curated record. The coding region runs from base 89 to 778 and encodes 229 amino acids. Gene Ontology annotation, molecular function: DNA-binding transcription factor activity, RNA polymerase II-specific; RNA polymerase II cis-regulatory region sequence-specific DNA binding; protein dimerization activity. The transcript has 4 exons.